This is a messenger RNA of Chaetura pelagica (chimney swift), 1623 nucleotides long. It is a transcript of the gene CDYL2, whose product is annotated as chromodomain protein, Y-like 2. Gene Ontology annotation, cellular component: nucleus. The transcript is spliced from 9 exons. The record is from RefSeq and is a predicted model, not a curated record. Gene Ontology annotation, molecular function: transcription corepressor activity. Bases 1 to 1623 code for a protein of 540 amino acids. Lineage: Eukaryota; Metazoa; Chordata; Aves; Apodiformes; Apodidae.
AUGCGUCGGGCGAGGGCUUCCCGGCUCCCAGGUCGGAGGGAAGGAGAGAAAAAGGAGCUGGCAGGCCGUUGGCGAGACCCGGCCGAAUUGUAUAAUACGAAGGAAUUGUAUCCACCAGAACAGGUGGAGAGGAUUGUAGACAAAAGGAAGAACAAGAAGGGCAAAUGGGAAUAUCUCAUUAGGUGGAAAGGUUAUGGAAGCAAUGAAGACACCUGGGAACCUGAACAUCAUCUACUACAUUGUGAGGAAUUUAUUGAUGAGUUUAAUGGACUUCAUGUUACUAGAGAAAAGCGAUCAAGACAUGGGAAACAAGCCAGCGCUCCAAAAUUUUUACGGGAAAGCAGAGGAUCAUCUGUUGAGAAAAUCUCACAUAGACCUUCUGAAUCUGGGAAGCUUAAAGGGUCCACACACAAAAGAAAGAGAAUUAAUCCAUCUCUUCAAAAACAGAAAAGAGGAUAUGCAUCAAAGCCAGCAUCUGCUAAUGACAGGGCUGCUAAAACUGUGACUUACCGAACUACUCCCAGCGGUUUACAGAUCAUGCCACUGAAAAAGCCACACAAUGGUCUGCAGAAUGGAGAUGGCAGUCAUGAAAAAGAUUCUAGACAUUUUGGGAAUGGCUCACAACAGCAAAACAUGGAUUUAAAUGACCAUGAAGGAGAACAGAAUUUGCCCAGCGUGUUAGAAGUUAGUAAUGAUUCACCUGUUGUGAAUGGAAUUGGUUCUUCUCUGGCCAAUGGAGGCUUGAAUCUACACAGCACUGUGAAGAGGAAACUAGAUGGUGAGAAAGAUUAUGUCUUCGAUAAGAGACUAAGAUAUAGUGUACGUCAAAAUGAAAGUAACUGCCGGUUCAGGGACAUCGUAGUCCGGAAAGAAGAUGGUUUCACACAUAUAUUGCUGUCGAGUCAGACUUCAGAUAACAAUGCACUCACCCCAGAGAUCAUGAAGGAAGUUCGGAGAGCAUUGUGCAAUGCAUCAGCUGAUGACAGUAAACUCUUACUUCUCAGCGCAGUGGGAAGUGUAUUCUGUAGUGGCCUAGAUUACUCAUAUUUAAUUGGCAGGUUAUCCAAUGACAGAAGAAAGGAAAGCACUAGGAUUGCAGAAGCUAUAAGGGAUUUUGUAAAAGCUUUUAUUCAAUUUAAGAAGCCAAUUGUGGUCGCUAUCAACGGUCCUGCUCUUGGGUUAGGAGCUUCUAUUUUACCACUAUGUGAUAUCGUUUGGGCAAGUGAGAAGGCAUGGUUUCAGACACCAUAUGCAACAAUACGACUCACUCCAGCUGGCUGCUCAUCAUACACAUUCCCACAAAUUCUGGGUGUUGCACUGGCAAAUGAAAUGUUGUUCUGUGGGAGAAAGCUAACAGCACAGGAAGCCUGCAGCAGAGGACUAGUGUCACAAGUAUUUUGGCCAACAACAUUUAGCCAAGAAGUGAUGCUACGAGUGAAGGAAAUGGCAUCCUGCAGUGCAGUGGUACUGGAAGAGUCCAAGUGUCUCGUGCGGAGCUUCCUGAAAUCUGGACUUGAAGAUGUGAAUGAGAAAGAGUGUCAGAUGUUAAAACAGCUGUGGAGUUCUUCCAAAGGACUGGAUUCAUUAUUCAGCUACCUGCAAGACAAAAUAUAUGAAGUCUGA